UACAGCUUGUGAACUCACUGUCUGACCCAUACUCCGGAACAGUAGGAGGCGGUAAUGCUCCUUUACGUUGGUUGCCAACCGCCGUUAAACACAAAGAAGAAGAAGAACUAUAUUGGUUUCUAUGUGAAGCAUGACCCUGAUGAUGCCAGAUGUGUCAGGGUGACUGACGGCGCGCGGUGGAUGUUUGUGUUGUUUGUGUCACAGCAUUCCUGUGAGCGUGUGCAGAAGGUGAAGAAGACGAGUAUGGAGCUCCUGCAGCUGCAGCCCAAAGACGAGGAGUUGAGGACGAUGUGAGCGGGAACCUCUGAAACCUCGGACAGAUUUAUUCUCCCUCAGCGUUGCUUCACCUGAACUACUGAAACCGGUGACCCCGCCCACAGCAUGGCUGCCGUCCUCGUGUCCCUGCUGCUGCUCGCGGUGACGGGCGUUUGCCCUCGGACUCUGGUUGUGGUGAACUCUGCCGUGGAGGUCAGCAGAGGGCGCUCGGUUUUCAUCACGAGGGCGGAACUUCAGAUCAGCGUGGACCCGAGCGCCGACUGUAAGGUGGAGGUGGUGAUGAACGAGCCCGUGACUCAGAGGGUCGGGAGGCUGAGCCCACAGGUGUUUGACUGCAGCUUCCUGGAGGACGAGGUGAAGUAUGUCCACGACGGCAGCCCUCUGCUGGACGAGGACGUGGUGAUGCUCAGAGUCUACAGGUUCACGUCCUCGGACACGCAGGUGGAGACGGUGAUCCUGAGGGUCCGGGUGGUAGACUCUGGUGCGGGCGUGGUGGCACUCGGCAACGCUCCGCUGGUCGUUCCCCAGUUCUACGGUUUAUCCAACGCCAUCAACAGCUCUGUGCUGAAUAUCAGGGCCGCGCCUGACCUUGUCUGCACCGUCAGGCUGUUGACCGCAGACACCAGCGUCCCCGCUGCGGGUCGGCUGGUGAGGGAGGAAGACUCCACGCAGAGGAAGGGUCGACAGGCGACGCUCUGCCCAGGAAACAGUCCGUGUCUUCACGACACCACCGAGGUCCGCUUCCUCAAAACCAGCUGCCAUGAAUUCCUGAGCUCUGGCCUCAAGUACCAGCACCUCAGCCCGCCGUCCCCGGAGAUCGACUACGUCCCCGUCAGGGUGGAGCUGAGAGAGCAGGCGAGCAGAGCACUGCUGGAGUCACAGGCCGUGUGGCUGCCGGUUUUGAUCCACGGGGCCAUGCAGAACCAGCCCCCGCAGGCUACCUUCAUGGCCUCUUUCAUCCUGGAGGUAGACCAGUUCAUCCUCACCCCGCUCACCACUGCCACGCUGGACGCCAAGGACCACGAGACUCCGCAGGAGAAGCUGGUCUUCAACGUGACCGUCCCACCCGCCGAGGGCUACAUCACACACCUGGACGACCACACCAAGCCCAUCCAGUCCUUCACAUGGCUGGACCUUCACGAGAUGAAAGUGGCCUACCAGCCAUCCAACAGCAGCCGGGGGCGCCGCAGGAACUAUGAGGUGGAGUUUCAGGUGAUAGACGGCUCCUAUCUGACCAGCCCACCCAUCGUGGUCCACGUCUCCAUCAGGACAUCGGAAACAAAUGCUCCGAGAGUCUCCUGGAACGUGGGUCUAGACCUGUUGGAGGGUCAGUCCCGACCAAUCACCUGGGAGCAGCUGCAGAUAGUCGACAGCGACAACAUUGACGCCGUUUACCUGGUGGCCGUGGACGGACCCGUGCACGGGCGGCUCAGUGUCAGAGGCGGGAAGGCGUUUAUGUUCCGCGUGCGGGACCUGAAGGAGGGCACAGUCGUCUACCACCACUCCGACAGCGACUCCACCCGCGACCACGUCGUCUUCCGCAUCAGCGACGGUCGUCACAGCGUCCGCCACAAGUUCCCCAUCAACAUCCUCCCGAAGGACGACUCUCCGCCCUUCCUCAUCAACAACGUGGCGGUGGAGGUGCAGGAGGGUGGGGCCGUGCGGCUCGAGGAGUUCAUGCUGCUGGCCUCCGACCUCGACUCCAGCGACGACUACAUCCUUUAUCAGGUAGUCUCCGCCCCCCGGGCCGGGCACCUGGUCAGGAGGACAUCCGCCCAUGAGACAGGGUCACCGGUGGCCAGCUUCCUGCAGAGGGACCUGAUCCAGGGUCAUAUCUUCUACCAGCACUCGGGAGAUGAGCAGUUUGAGGACGCCUUCGACUUCACACUGUCUGACAGCCACCGGCCGCCCAACCUGUCGCAGACAUACACGGUGGUGGUGCACGUGUUCCCGGUGGAGGACCAGGUGCCAGUCGAAUUUCCCGGAAGCGUCCGCUCGCUGACAGUGAAGGAGACGGAGGUGGUUUACAUCACCCAGGCUCACCUUCACUUCACAGACCGAGAGCACCCAGAUGCUGACCUCACCUAUGUCAUUACACAGCCCUGCUUCAGCCCGCUACAUCCUGGCCUGAUGGAUGCAGGACGUCUGUUCUACACCGACAGCACCAACGCCAUGAAGAAGGACCACACAGCGCCCGUGCUGAAGUCCUUCACUCAGCAUGCUGUGAACCACAUGAAGGUGGCCUUCAUGCCGCCGGUCGAGGACAUUGGGCCCGAGUCGCUAUUCGUCCAGUUCAUCUUCUCAGUCAGCGAGCACCACGGCGACACCGUCUCCGGCCUCAUCUUCAACAUCACGGUUACCCCUGUCGAUGACCAGGCGCCAGAGGCUUUCACCAACCUGCUUCGGGUGGAGGAGGGCGGCGCGGCCUUCGUGACGGAGGAGCACCUCCUGGUCCGGGACCGGGACAGUCGAGAGGAGGCGCUGAGGGUGGAGAUUCGGAGCACGGCUCGUCACGGCCGGCUGGAGCUGCGGGGCCAAGCGCUGCAGCAGGGAGGCGGGUUUACCCUGCAGGAACUGAGAGGGCUGGGCAUCAGGUACAUCCACGAUGACUCUGAGACCACUGAGGAUGUCGUUGGUCUCAAGGUGUCGGACGGUCUGAACUCUGUGGACGUCGUCCUGCACGUUCAGGUGCUGCCGAUGAACGACGAGCCUCCUCAGCUGGGCGCCCGUCUGCAAGGGGGGCUGAGCUGCGAGGAAGGGGGACGUGUCCAGGUGACGGUGGACUACCUGUCGGCCACCGACCGGGACAGCGACGACUCCGCGCUGACCUACAUGCUCGCCCGGAGACCGAGCAGGGGAGAGCUGCAGCGAGCCGGCGUGACUGUGGACAAGUUCUCCCAGCAGGACGUCCUGCAGGGUCACAUCUACUAUACCCACACAGGCGGGGAGAUCGGACCUGAGCCGGUGUUCGACACGGUCACCCUCAUCAUCUCCGACAGUGAGGCCAGAGGGCCGGACAGCUGCUGCCACGGGGAAGCCCUGCCCCCUCCUGUUCCUCUCCAUGGUACACUUCCUGUUUACGAUCUGAACAUCACAGUUCUUCCUGUCAACGAUAAAGUCCCUGCUGUCACUCUGGGCGAGUCCAUGCUGGUGGUGGAUGAAGGCUCUUCUAUCUGUCUGUGCGGGGGGGUCCUCGGAGCGUCAGACCCAGACAGUCCCCCUGAGCAGCUUGUCUUUCACCUGGAGACUCCUCCCCUUCACGGCUUCCUGGAGAACACGCAGCCGAUGCCCGGCUCCGAAAAGAGCAACGCGGGAGUGCGAGUCGAAUCCUUCACUCUCACACACCUGACCUCUGGCUUCAUCAACUACGUGCAAUCGGAGCACAAAGGGGUGGAGCCAACUGUCGACCAGCUGUCCAUCAGUGUGAGCGACGGGCUGCAUCGCUCCGCCCCCGUCUCCUUCUACAUCAUUAUCAAACCAACCAAUGACGAAACACCAUCGCUGCUGCUCGCCAACUUCACCGUAAAAGAGGGCGGGAUGAGGGAGCUAAUUCCAUCCAUACUGGAUGGUUUUGACUUGGACGCCCCACCUGAGCUGCUCACCUUCACCGUGGUGCAGCCGCCGGCUCACGGCAGCCUGAUUAACAGCAUCCACGGCACGGAGGCGGGAGCUGACCUCCUGCACAGGAGCCUCUCUGUCACCUCUUUCACUCUGCAGGAGCUCCGACAAGGCAUGAGGAUCGUCUACAUGCACGAUGACACAGAAACCCUGAAGGACGCCGUGGCUCUGCGGCUGACAGAUGGUGUCCAUGCAGUCGAGGGAACAGUUCAGGUCACCGUGCUGCUGGUCAACGACGAGAAACCACGACUGCUCAAGAAUGCUGGGCUGCAGGUGGACUCAGGUGAGCUCAGGGUGAUCUCCAGUGUGGUUCUGGAGGCUGAGGACCUGGACACGCCCCCAGAACAGGUGUACUACUUCCUUAAUGUUGCUCCGCGGUUUGGAAAAUUGCAGCUGAAGACGACGUCGGGGUGGAACAAGCUGACGGCGGGUCAGAACUUCACACAGGGCGACGUGGAGAUGAACCGACUGCGGUACCAACACACCGCCGCCACCAACGCAGCCGGCUUUAAAGGUCACGACAGCUUCCGCUUCACCCUCAGCGACCUGGACAACGAGUCUCCGGCUCAGAGCUUCUUCAUCUCUGUGCACGUGAUGCAGAAAGGGGACGUCGUGGUGCUGAGCAGGCCGGUGCACCUGAGGGAGGGGCAGCGUGUCGUCCUGAACACUGACAUCCUGCUGGCAUCAGACUCGACUGGCCGGCCCGAGGAGCUGGUCUACACGGUGUCUGACCCGCCGCGUCACGGCCUCGUCCACGCCGUCCACCGGCCUGGAGUCCCGCUACUCAGCUUCACCCAGCUGGACGUGGCCGCGCACCGAGUCUGCUACACCCACGACAACAGCCAUGAUGCCGAGGCUGACUCCUUCAGUUUUGUUGUUACAAACAGUGACUCGUCUCGCAGCUCCACCCUCCACUUCACCAUCGAGCAUGGUGACCGCAUCCCGCCCACCCUCAGCCGCAACGUUGGCCUCCGGCUGCAGGAUGGCUCCACAGUGACCAUCACUUCGGACCAGCUGCAGCUCACCGACCCCGACACUACCACCGCCAACCUGGGAUACGUCAUCACGCAGCUGCCGCAGCACGGGAAGCUGCUGCUGAGAGGCACGCCGCUACCCUCGCCGCCCCGGUUCUCCCAGACAAACGUGGACGACCUCCACCUGACUUACCAACACGACCCGAGCAGCCCUGCGAAGAUCGACGGGUUCUACUUUAUGCCGAGCGACGGACACAACAGGGGCUACCUGGAGUUUGGGCAGCUGAGGGAGGAGCCUGCUGUGUUUGACAUACAGGUGGAUUGGGUCGACCGGACGCCUCCCACUCUGACCACCAGGGGGAGUCCCAGCACCGUGGUGGAUCUGGGCGGCGGCCGUUACGGAAUCUUCAUCACCAGCAGAGAGCUGCAGGCCUCAGACCCUAACAGCCCCACAGAGGAGCUCGAAUUCUCCAUCAGCAGACCUCCACUCUUAGGAUACCUGGAGAACGCCGCCACAGGGUCGUACAUCAAAGGUCGUUUCACGCAGCGUGACGUGGAUCGGCGAGCCGUGAUGUUCGUCCUCCCCGCUGAUGUGGAAGUGACGUCUGACAGCUUCCUGUUUGUCCUCAGAGAUCCGGCAGGAAACAGCGCGUUGCCUCAGACGCUGGAGCUGUCCUGGUCUCGAGUGGAGCUGUCGGCGACCUGCUACAGAACCUGUGAGACGGCCGGGACACUUCAGAUCCGCGUGCAGCGCAACGGGAGGAGCGCUGACCCGGCCUAUGUCGCCAUCCAGGUGGACGAAGGAUCAGCCAAAGCUGGCAGAGAUUUCACUCACAGCACUGCGAGUCUCAUCCAGUUCGAUCCAGGUGUGAAGGUGAAAACCUGGAACAUUUACCUGAUUGACGACGGCCUGGAAGAAAACCACGAGAGCUUCACGGUCACGCUGAGAAACCCCCAGAACGCCGUCCUGGGACCAAGGAGCUCGGCCACCGUGGAGAUCAUCGACCCCCGCCGAGGAAGCUGUGACCCAGACGACCUGUGGGUAGAAGAUGAUCAGCGCCCCCUUCCUCCUCCUCCUACUCCUCCCCCUCUCCCUCCUCAGCUCCCUGAUCCUCUGCAGCAAGAGGAGGAAGAGGAGGUUCCGGUCAUCAAUAUAGAUGCGGAGCUGCUGUGGGAGAACCAGCCUCACCCGCCCCGAGGAGACGUCCCGAAUCGACAUCACCUGGACUACAAAGAGGUGGAGCCACGAGACCCAGAGCCCCACAGCAAUGGCUACACCCCCCACAGCAGCCACCUAAACAUUCAGCAGCACACUGAAAGCAGUACUGGGAACACUGGGAGCACGGUCCAUCUGUCUGCACAGAGGAGGCCUGAGGACGAGCAGGAGAAGGUUUGGACGUUCCACAGUCUGACUCCUCUCCGGCUGGAGGAGCUGCAACCGGGCGAUGUUGAGUGGAGCUGGUCAGCUCACGGUCGCCCCCUGCAGGAACUCCAAGUUGGAGAUUCUCCUCAGAUGGCUCAUCAAGCUCAGAAACACCAACCCGAGCUCCGCCAGCACAAGGUGGGGAAGUCUGUGAGCAGCUCAUGUCCUGAUGGCUGGACGCACCACAGGAGACGAUGUUACAUCCUCAGCCCGUCCGUGGCGAGCUGGGCCAGCGCCGACAGAACCUGCUCGCUGCUGUUUAACAGCAGCCUGACCGACGUGCACUCCAGGAGAGAUGUGAGCUGGCUGUGGAGGUUUGCAGGGAAGAAGCCAUUUUGGAUCGGUCUGUCUGGAGGUCCAGGACGCUCAUCGUGGGUUGACAGUCGCUCGCUGUCUUCCUCCAGACUGAGGGGGGCGCCGGUGAGCCCCGGUGAGCCCGAGAACAACUCCAACUGCGUGCUGGUUCAAAACCCGAGAAGCUGGAUCUCCACGAGCUGCUCUGCAGAAACUCAGCACUCAUUCAUCUGUUCAUCGCCAGCUCAAACUCACUGAGACAUUCAUAGCCAGUGGCCUUCAUAUUUAACGUGAUGAGGUGAUGCUGCUCUGUACAUUAGUUUCAUACUUUGUCUUAAUAAAGCUGCUGCACAAACACAAAUAUGA
Messenger RNA from Pundamilia nyererei, 6951 nucleotides. RefSeq names its product Fras1 related extracellular matrix 1b (gene frem1b). The transcript is spliced from 37 exons. Gene Ontology annotation, cellular component: membrane. NCBI's taxonomy places the organism in Eukaryota, Metazoa, Chordata, Actinopteri, Cichliformes, Cichlidae. The record is from RefSeq and is a predicted model, not a curated record. Gene Ontology annotation, biological process: cell communication; anatomical structure morphogenesis. Bases 382 to 6843 code for a protein of 2153 amino acids.